Molecule: messenger RNA, 1808 nt
Organism: Branchiostoma floridae (Florida lancelet)
Lineage: Eukaryota; Metazoa; Chordata; Leptocardii; Amphioxiformes; Branchiostomatidae
Product: vacuolar protein sorting-associated protein 4B-like
Exons: 11
Coding region: 1-1125 (374 amino acids)
Biological process (GO): endosomal transport; vacuole organization
Molecular function (GO): ATP binding; ATP hydrolysis activity
Source: RefSeq, a predicted model, not a curated record
AUGUUACUCCAUACGAUUUCUCCUUCCCAUUGUGAAACACUUUCUACAAGACAUACUCUAAAUGUUCACAUCAUCAAGCAGGUUUCACUCUAUGUGAAUCCAAUUGUAUUUAUUUUACAGAAAGCUAUAGACCUGGUAUCCAAGGCAACAGAGGAAGACAAAGCCAAAAACUAUGAAGAGGCCUUGAGGUUGUACGAACAUGGAGUGGAAUAUUUUCUACAUGCCAUCAAAUAUGAAGCGCAGAGUGAGAAGUCCAAGGAAAGCAUCCGUUCCAAGUGUGUGCAGUAUCUGGACAGAGCAGAGCAGAUCAAAAAGCACCUGAAGAAUAAAGAUGGCAAAGGUGGCAAGCCCAAGCCAAUGAAAGAAGGAGGCAGUUCAAAGAAAGACAAUGGUAGUGACUCUGAUGAGGAGGAUCCUGACAAGAAGAAGCUGAUGGGACAACUAGAAAGUGCCAUUGUGAUGGAGACACCCAAUGUGAAAUGGAAUGAUGUAGCUGGUCUGGAGGCAGCCAAGGAAGCCCUGAAGGAGGCAGUCAUUCUGCCCAUCAAGUUCCCUCACCUCUUCACAGGUAAAAUGCAAGGUGUGGGGAAUGACAAUGAUGGCAUACUAGUCCUGGGGGCCACCAACAUUCCGUGGACCCUGGAUGCUGCUAUCAGGAGACGGUUUGAGAAGCGCAUCUACAUCCCCCUGCCAGAGGACCAUGCUCGUACCACCAUGUUUAAACUGCACAUCGGGAACACACCCCACAACAUGUCCGAGACAGACUUCAGGGACUUAGGCAAGCGCAGUGAUGGGUACUCUGGUGCUGACAUCGCCAUCGUGGUGCGGGACGCCCUCAUGAUGCCUGUCAGGAAAGUGCAGUCUGCCACACACUUCAGAAAGGUGCGAGGUCCAUCCAGGGAUGACCCACAGCUCAUAGUGGAUGACCUACUGACACCCUGCUCCCCGGGCAGCCCAGGAGCUAUAGAGAUGGCCUGGACAGAAGUACCCUCCGACAAGCUGGCCGAACCUGUCGUUACUCUGAGUGACAUGAUGCAGGCCCUGAGCAGGACUCGGCCCACCGUUAAUGAGAACGACCUGACAAAGCUGAAGAAGUUCACAGAGGACUUUGGGCAGGAGGGGUGAGCUGACCAGGGACACCGGGAGUAGCGAGGGACACAUGAAAUAUCAAACAGUCAAUCUGACAAGCUAGAAAACAUGUGGCUUUAUGACUAGUCACUAAAGACUCUUAGUACUGAAGUUAUGGGGGGGGGGGGGCAAAUGUAAAGUGAGAAGGAAAAGUGGACUGAUAAAUGUACAGAUAAGUUGUAACUUUGGGUUGAAAUACUGAAACUGAAAGUAAUUACACUGGAACACUAUCUCUUUCAUGUACAUAAUAUGUAUUUAGUAGAGUUAUCAGGAUGCUACUUCAACUUAGUACCUUUAGAUAAGGCAAAAGGGUUAUGGUAAAUUUGCUCGUGCAAACCUGAUUUGGGAAGGCAUGCGCUGAAUUAUUUUUGGAGAAUCUGAUGUGCAUCAGUAAUAAAUUAGUGUAUCAAGUUACGGAUAUUGGGCUUGUGGUGAAGUUUAGAGAAAUUAAUCUUAUAAAUUGUUUCAUCAGAUAUGAAAAAGAUGCCUUUAACAAAUUAUGCACAAACUUGUACAUGUAUUUUGACAUGCACUAGCACUACUAUACUGUAUACAAGUGCUGCUUUUUUUCUGUUCCUUAUCAACUUGAUUGUGCUUGUUGUAACAGUACAUAAACAUAGAGUUGUCUUGAAUGCCCUGCAUGAAUGAAACCUUACACAUACAAUUUCCAUUCUCUGGUA